Protopterus annectens (West African lungfish) is the source of this 999-nucleotide messenger RNA. RefSeq names its product melatonin receptor type 1C-like. Gene Ontology annotation, cellular component: membrane. NCBI's taxonomy places the organism in Eukaryota, Metazoa, Chordata, Ceratodontiformes, Protopteridae. Gene Ontology annotation, biological process: G protein-coupled receptor signaling pathway. The record is from RefSeq and is a predicted model, not a curated record. Gene Ontology annotation, molecular function: melatonin receptor activity. Bases 1 to 999 code for a protein of 332 amino acids. The transcript is spliced from 2 exons.
AUGAAUAUGCAUAACAUAAAUGUUACUUGCGUUGACUGCUCACUGCCAGGUGCUAAUUUCAGUGAUUUCCCUGCAUAUGUGAUUUCCAAAGGUUUAACCGUCUUGCUAGCUGGGGUCAUGUUCUUUACAACCCUCAUGGACAUCUUUGGAAAUAUGUUGCUGAUUUUGUCUGUGUUACAAAACAAGAAACUCCAAAAUGCUGGUAAUAUGUUUGUGAUUAGUCUCUCUGCAGCAGACAUCAUUGUAGCUGUGUAUCCAUAUCCUUUGCUUAUUGGUGCCAUUUUACAAAACCAGUGGACUUUUGGAAACAUACAUUGUCAGAUUUCAUCAUUGAUUCAUAGUCUGAGUUUUAUUGGCUCUGUCUAUAACAUAAUGGCCAUAGCAAUCAAUCGAUGGUGUUGCAUUUGCCAUAGCAUCAGAUAUGACAACCUAUACAGCAUGAGAAAUACCUACAUCCACAUUUUCCUGACUUGGGCAGUUAGCUUUAUACUACUCUUGUUUAUGUUUUUAGUUGGGGUUUCAAAGUACAAUCCCCAAAUUUAUUCUUGCAUGAUUAUAUUUGCAGCAACUGUAUCAUUAAACAUUAGUGUUCCAAUCAUACACUUUAUCAUACCAGUAAGUGUUGUUAUCUACUGCUACGUGCAGAUAUGGAUCCUAGUCAUUCAGGUUAAGUAUCGGGUUAGACAAGACAGUAAACAGAAGUUGAAACCAGCAGAAGUACGUAACUUUUUAACAAUGUUUUUAGUGUUUGUACUUUUUGCAGUUUGUUGGAGCCCAUUCAGCAUUCCAGCAUUGAUUCAGGGUUUUAGUCCACCAGGAAAGGCACCUAAAUUUCCAGACUGGCUGUUUGUUGUAGGAUACUUUACUGCGUGUUUCAACAGCUGCCUUAAUGGUAUGGUUUAUGGAGUUUUUAACCAGAAUUUUCGGCAAGAGUACAAAAAAAUACUUUGGUCACUGUGUACAUUUAUAUUAAGAGGAAUACAUAUGUUUAGUAAAUAA